Molecule: messenger RNA, 6884 nt
Organism: Phymastichus coffea
Lineage: Eukaryota; Metazoa; Arthropoda; Insecta; Hymenoptera; Eulophidae
Exons: 3
Coding region: 677-1516 (279 amino acids)
Molecular function (GO): nucleic acid binding
Source: RefSeq, a predicted model, not a curated record
CCUAUGGUGAAAACUAAAAUUUUCUGAAUUUAUUACGUGCUUAAUCGUCACGUCUCUCAGAGUAAAAAAUGGAAUGGAGUUGCAGUGUUAUUAAAAAAACAAUUUGAAAAUGUUACGAACUCCUUGGACUUGAUUUCGAUAAAUCUAAUAAUUUUUUAGGAAAACUUAUAACCUAGAAUUUGUUAAAGUGUUUCCUGUUGAAAACAUCUUCCUAGAAAUCCAUCUGUUGAAUGUAUGUAAUCCUUCCAAUUUGUCAUUUUCCUAAUUCAUUAUCUCUUUCUAUUCGUCCUCUCUCUCUUUUUUCUCUUUUCCUUUCCUUUACAUCCAAACUGAAGGAGUAAGAACUAGAAAAUGGGAAAAAGUUAAAAUUUAAACUGAAGAUCCAUUACUGCUACUAUUUUCAUUCGAUUUACGCAAGAUAAAGAUCGAAACUGGUUCAAAUAAAAAUUACUAUUAAGUAAUAAGGCAGAGCCAUAAAAAUUCAAGAACAGGAAUAACAAGAUUCGACCAGUCACGCAUCAUUUUCCUUGUCUUCAGAAGUACAAUCUAAAAAGGUUAUCAGUAUCAUCAUCGUGGUAAUUACGGUCCCGUCGGAAACGUCGACGGUGGCUACCAGCAUCAACGUUGACGAUUAGAAUUUUGAAGGAAUAUAAGCACAGUGAAGACACGUAACAACAUGAAGCGCAGGUCGAGACGGGACUUGUCACCACCGCAAGUCAAGUCGAGCAGAUCAUCGCCCAGACGGUACUCCGAAUCCGAAUCUCAUCGUGAAAAAUACGCCAGAGCAGCUCACGAAGAAGACUCCGAGCAUUGUUACAAGAUGCUACGUGUUUCGGGAAUUCACUCUAAUGCAAGCGAUGAAAGCAUAAAAAAAACCAUUAACCGGAAAUACAAAAACUUCGGCGAGUUUUCUAUUCGUAUCGCACAUGAGCGUGUUGUCUAUGUAUCCUUCCGUAGUCACAAGGACGCCCGAGAUGCUAAGUAUGCCAAUCCGAGUAUCCAAAUCUAUGACGAACUGUGUCCAGUCGAGACGGUGUGCAAACGCCCAUCGACCAGCGACACUUACAGACGUCCAAGAUCCGUCUCCCCACCAAAGUACGACAAACACUUCUCCAGAUCGCCGGAUCCAAUUAUCCGACAUCAGUUGAUCGAGCAACGUUCGAGUGUACGGGCUAGUCCUGAGUAUUCUGGGGUAUUGCGUCGAGGUAAACGCCCAUCGAUCAGCGAUACUUACAGACGUUCAAGAUCCGUCUCACCACCCGUGUACGAGAGACACUACUCGAGAUCGCCGGAUUUGACUAACCGACACCAGUCGAUCGAACGUAAAGAUCGAGUGUACGAACCAUUCAUGGGCAUUCCUGGGAUGUUGCCUAUAUGUUCCAUACCGCCACCACCUCAUUAUUUUAUCAGACCUCCAUUGUGCUAUAGACCACCUGUUCAUCCGGGUCCUCCCCCUUUCUGCAAACCUCCAAGUCAUACAGUACUUCAGCACCUACUAAAAAGAAGAUAUCCAUGACACUAAAAAGAAGAUAUUCCAUUUGUAAUUUUGUAUAUUGGUCAAUCUGCUUUAAUACCUUUUUAUUUUUUUUUGUAUCAAAUGAAGGAUGUAGUCGAUGCGAAUGACUUUUUUGUGGGAUUCAGACUUCUUUUUAAAAUAGAUUGCCAAUCUAUUUAUUCCGCAUUCAUAUUUUUCUGUUCUAAUCAAUGUCUACUGGAAAACUAAACCUAUAAAUCAUUUCCAGUUGUAAUUUUUCGGAUUUGAUUGUUAUAUUUUUUUUUAUUGCAUCUUAGUACGCAAAUGAUGCAUUCGAUUUAAAUUUACUUUUACGAAUAUGAAUGUUGGCUAAAAAUGAGUUUUAAAUAGAUUUUUAGCCUGUUAAUAUUGUGCUAUUUGAAUUAGCUUCUACUGAAUUCUUCAACUAACUAAUCGUCGUGCGCUCAUAUUUUAAAAAUUCUAAAAUACAUCUCAUACAUAUAACGAUUCUAUACUUUCACAUGCUUAACUUUCGUUAAUAUUAAUUGCUAAAUAAAAAUCUGAUUAAAUUUAUAUAUAUAGAUUUACUUAUAAUUUCAAAUCUAAUAAAGUAGUUUUUUAGGUGUUUAGCUAUAAAUAAUGAGAAACGAAUUAACAGUAAGUUCGUUUCUCCUUUUUCUUUUUCCAAUUAUUCAAAUUACCAGCUAUGCCGGAUAAUUUCAUUUUCUAUAUUUUUUAAUAUAUUAAUCUACGAUUAAAAACUUUUUGUAGGGUAUUCUCAUAUCAAUAAACGUAUUUUGUUGAUAAAAUACUGGAAAUCAGUUUCAGCUAAUUUGGCACGGUGCUUUUCGCAAGCUCAAUUUCUAAAUGUUCACUUUCAGCAAACAAUGUAAUUGUUAUUUUUUAUCUUUAUAUCGUCAUAUUCUUGACUUUAUAAUUAAAUUUAUAAAUUUCAUUUUACACAAGUUUUUCAAGAAAUUACUACGCCAAAUUAUGUUUCAUGUGAAAUAGUAAUCGAUUUUUUAUUCUCUUUGUUUUUGAUUAUUUUCAUUCGAAGUUAAACUUCAAAGCAACCAACUUUCUUCUAUAAAAAAAGAGAUGAAUCUGAGAGUGUAGGCUAUUUAUUCACGAUCUAAUUUACUGAAUGAUGGACACGUAAAUAUUAUGAUGUAUAAAUUAGUUAUAGAGCAGUAUCUUUUAAAAAGCUCGUUUUAUCGCGGCUACUCUAACCUCAGUUGUAGUUUUUUUAAUCAUUGAAAUUCAAAGCAAAACGAUUUCAUACAAAUAAUUUAUAUUGAAUUGAUUAACGUAAUACAUUAAUUUUUCUUGAAAACAAUGAAAAUAUUUAAUGUUUAUAUUGAAAAUGAAUUAAUUAUAGUAAUAUAAUAAUUAUAUAAUUAUAUAAUUAUAAUAAUUAAUUUUGGCGUGUCUUGAUUAGCUCGUAUUACCAUUGAGAUUUUUCUCAACAUUCCGAUUUUACGCUUCAUUCGCGUGGUUUAUUAUUGACCAUCUACUUUAAUUUUUCUAUCCUAUCACGAUGCUCAGCUUUUGCAAGUUGAUGAGCAAAUGGAAGAAACCCAUUUGUUCGAUGUACGCGACUCCACGACUUGACGCUAGUAUUCAAUAAAUUUAUAUGUCCUGAAAAUAAAUGUAAUUUAAAUGUAUCAAGAUUGUUUCUCCUUAUCAUUUUGAUUAGGCCGUUGAGUGAAUGUAGGUUAUAUUUUUUCUUUAAUGCCUACAAAUUAUUUUACUUAUUUUUUAUUCACUCAAUUGAUAAUAAAUCGAUGAAAAAUAAUUCAAUUUAUUUAUUAACUCCGAUUCACUACUUUUGCUAUCAAUCCACUUGACCACAGUUCAACCAAUCGGAUGAUGAAUAAAAAAAACUAGCUUCACUUUCAGCUCCAUCUCUUUAUUUAUAAAAUGAAAAUAAAAGGAUUGAAAAUGCAAUCGAUUCGAACGGUAUUUUUUGAAAUUUUGAUAAUAAUAUCUAAUAAUACGAAAAUGUAAAAGUUAUUCUAUCCUCGUAUAGAAUCUUCUGUCUGAGCAAACUGAUGGUGAUAUUAUCCUUGCACGUUAGAAUUAUUCAAUAUUUCUUUAUAUAAUUUCGAACGUGGAAAGCACAUCGUUUAUGCAUAAGUGUCUCUACUUUAGCAUAUGCAAAAAUCUGCCAAAAUAGCACCUAAUAUUGUCGAUUAUAAUUAAAAUAUUUGAUUAAUUUUUACUAAAGUUUUAGUUUUAAAUUUCAUGCUUGACAGGAUACAAUCUGAAUUAAUAACAGUAAAUUAACCACCGAGAUCAAAAAUAUAAAUGAUAAGUAAUAAUUUAAUGGGAAAACCAUAGCAAUUAUUGUAAAUGUAUAAAUGUUACAAAUGGUUUUCUUCUGACACGUCAUUUAGUAAAGCGGAAAACUUACUUUCAUUGAGUUUCAUUGAGUCAUGAGCCAUAAAUUUAUGUCAUAAGCUGUGUUCAACAAUAUUAAAAUAGUAGAAAAGAGAUAAUACAAUGGUUAUUGAUUAACAAGCGUAAUCGUGUAGCCAUUAAAAAAUAGUAAAAAAAGUUGUAUUCAUAAAUCAAUUUCAAUAUUAAAAAUUUCAUUUUACAAAUGUAUUGGCUAGACAUUUUUUAUUUUAUGUUUCGGUUCAAUAUUUUUAAAGUGAAAGAAAAACCAUUGCUUUUUAAAAAUAAUUGAUUUUUAUCUCAUUUAGCUCAGACUACUGAAUAAAAAUCGGAUCGAAAGUACUGCACAUAAUUUGUUUGCAUAUAUAUUCGAUAAAUUAUGCACGUUGAUUUCAUUGCAAGUCUAGUUGUCAUAUUUUUGGGAUUCAGUAGAAAUUAUACUUAUAUGUUCAUUCAUCGGUACGAACCCAUAACUAUGAAGUCUGCUUGGCUGUGCAAAAUCUAGACAAUCGAUAAUUUUUUUAUUUUCAAACGUAUCUUGGCAUAUUUCAUUAGAACUAAAAAAAAAUAUUAAAUAAUGUUUCUAUAAAAUAUGUAAUACACUACAGAGUAUGAAGAUUCAGUAAAAUUUUGAACCAAUAAGUCUUUUAUUUUAUUCUACAAUUGAAAAUUUUUCUCUUUUGGAAUACGACAUAAAUAUUUAAACCAAUUACCCAAAACUUAGGAUAUCAAAUUAGCUCAAAGGUUUAAAAAUUCAAAUUAGAAUUUACAAAAAAGGUACCCGGGGUGCAAUCUUAUCAAUUUUCUUGAAAUUGUGAUUUUUUGCAUAUUAUUAUACUAUUAUAUAUUGCAUAUUACUAUAUUAUUAUAAUUUUUGAUGCAGUGUUUAAUAAAAUAAAGAAUUCAUUAAACUAAAAUCUUUUAAUAGAGUGAAAAGUAAAGUUACUUAAAUAUUAUAUUCAAAAAGUUGAAUUUAAAAAUAAAAAAGAUUACUGUUGAUUUCUAUUCGUGAAAAAUCUUCAAUGUAAUCAAUUUCGAAUUGUAUAUUUUCUAUAGCGAAAAAUGUGUCAAAAAGUAUAGUUUUUCGUUAAUAAGAAACAGGAGUUACUAGCCUGAUCACUAAAAACAAUGUACAAAUAUGCGGUUUUUAAUAUUAAGUGAUACACAUUUUAUUUUCGUCUAAAAUUCGGAAUAGUGAAAAAUUGAAAAUUGAAAAAAACAUUUUUAGGGAUGAACUUCAAGAGUGGUUUUCACCCCUCAAAUGUGCGCAUGGGAACGUAUAAAAGAAUGUGUGUCACAUAUUUUUUAAUGCUCUCCCACAUAUUACAAUUUUAAGAAAAUCGGUAAGAUACACCUGGGGUACCUUCCUCAUUAGUUGACUUUUGACUUUAAUCAAAACGACAGUAUAUUCUAAUACCCGCAUAGUAAAAACGAAAAAUUGCAUCAAUUCACGUAAUGAUCUAUGCAUAAAUUUUAAUUUUAUAUGGAAACAGAUGGAUGUAUAUAUAUGCUAAUAUUAAUGUCAAUUUCUUAUUGAUUACCAGAUCAAAUUACUGUAAGAGAUAUUUACGAGAGUUGUUUAGUAAAUCCGUGAUUUUAAAUUUAAAAAAAUUAUUUAAAUAAAUAAUUUCAAUUUGUUUUUCAAAAUAUAAUUCCCUUUCAACUCUAUACAUUUAUUAUAGUGGUGUUCAAGCUUUUGUAUGCUCUCUGAAAAGUAAUUUUUAUCAAACUCCUCAAAAUGCUUUUUCGUCGUAGCAAUUACCUCUUCGUUGGAUGAAAAUCUUUUACUCUUAGAAGGGGAAUAAGUUUAAAAAUAAAUUGGAAUUAUUUAAAUAAAUAGUGUUUUUUUAUUUAAAGUUACGAACUUAUUGAACGAUCCUCGUACUUUCACUUGAUUCCAAUGUGUUCGAAUGAUUGUAAGUCUAAAUAUUUUUUCAUAAAGAGGAAAUUACUUUAUUCUAUUAUUUCAAAAAGAAGUAUAGAAAAUAUAACAUACUUUUAAUUACUCUACGAUUAAUGUGAUUAAUUUCAUUGGAUUUUGAAUGUUGUUGAACAGUUUGUAAAUAUAUGUAUGUGCGUUGACAUGGAUGGUGCAUGCACCGUAUGAUCUGUGGUCUAUGCCCUACGUGGCAUCUCUAGAGUUGUAAGGAGUGUAGAAUGCCUUAAUAAAAUAGAGCGUUUCAUGCCAAAUAUAUUCUCUUCUCAAUUCAUCAGUCCAGCACCUUACCAAUCCGUCAAACAGAUUAUCGCCCCAGGAAACGUGCUUCCACCGCUCUAGUUCCAAUUAGAAUGAGUAAAAAUAAAUUUAUUUAAAGCGAAAAAUUCGAUGUGAAAUCAUGUAAUAAAAGUGUGAAUUGUCCGGGAGUUUUAGAGAAGUGCAAAUAAUAGAAUUAGAGAACGAGCGUGUAUUCGUAUUGAAUAGUCGAGUUGGUUUAAAGAAUAAAAUUGAUUAAUUGCAUAUUGAAAACAGAAAAGUGUCGAUUUUUCUGACGUCAAGUCACACUAAAAUACGCAACGGAAAGCCGAAUCAAAAAUGUGAAAAUAAUAUUUGUGUAAAGGAAAAUGUGGACGCGAGUGUUUUCGAGCAUGUUAUAGUGAACUUGUAUAAAUAAAUGCCUAAAAAGUCUCGUGUCAUAGUUGACAGUUGAACAAAGGAUCAAGAAUUAGACGCCAUUACACCCAGAUAGAAAAUAAACGCGAUUCGAGCGUACGAUUUAGAGCGCUGCACGUUGAAUGUAAUGCGCGCACAGAACUUGCCGAGCAGGUCAUACGCACUUGAACGUUGCGCAGUGCAUUGUGUACCGAUCGUGUUUGUUACAAAGCCAACGUUGAUUAACCAAUGUUAAACUUUGAAUAAAUAAUAUUAAAUAGUGAGCUUUUUUGCUAACAAAAUUUAAGGCAUAUCGCAUUGCAGAAAUCGAAUAUUAACGAAAAUCAGAAAUUGUUUAAAUCACUUUCUUAUAUCAAAUACUAUGUAUGUGUAAAUAUAUAUUCAUUUGUAUUUAUAAUAAGG